UCUAGAGUUACUGCCGGUCCCAAGUCCGGGCAAAGAAGAAGGGUCUGGCAUGGAGUUAGCGACCACAUCCCGUAGAAAACUAACUCACUAAAUAAACACCAACCAGAAAAAUUAAUUCAAACCAUUUAAAUUCUGCCCUGGGAGUUAGAAGAGCUUCAUUUAGAAGAGUUAUGACGCCUCAUGGUGAGAGCCCUGUUCCUUCGGAAGCCACGAGGCCGAUGCCCCUUCUAACAACCAGAGCAGCAAUUUUUAUAGGUACAUGGAACGUCCGGAAAAUGUGAAAAACCGGGAGUACCAGACAUAUAGCAACGGAAAUGAGAAGAUACAACUUGGAAGUACUCGGAAUCAACGAAUCUCAUCGGAUCCAAGCUGCACAGAAAAGGCUAGAUACGGGGGAGAUGCUGCUAUACUCCGGUAACAAAGAGGAAAAUGCUCCACACACUCAGGGAGUUGCUCUAAUGCUGUCCAAGCAAGCACGAAAUGCACUUGUAGGAUGGGAAUCUCACGGAUCCAGAAUCACCAAAGCAUCAUUCAAAACAAAAAAGGAGGGAAUUACAAUGAAUGUUAUCCAAUGUUAUGCAUCCACCAAUGAUAGCAAUGACGACGAUAAAGAAAAGUUCUAAGAUUGCCUGCAAUCAAUCAUCGCGAAGUGCUCAAGAAAGGACCUCACUAUUCUGAUAGAUCUAAACGCCAAAGUCGGAAUGGACAACACUGGAUAUGAAGAU
Molecule: messenger RNA, 725 nt
Organism: Schistosoma spindalis
Lineage: Eukaryota; Metazoa; Platyhelminthes; Trematoda; Strigeidida; Schistosomatidae
Source: the annotation of a GenBank genome assembly